Molecule: messenger RNA, 1074 nt
Organism: Sclerotinia sclerotiorum 1980 UF-70
Lineage: Eukaryota; Fungi; Ascomycota; Leotiomycetes; Helotiales; Sclerotiniaceae
Exons: 5
Coding region: 1-1074 (357 amino acids)
Molecular function (GO): oxidoreductase activity; zinc ion binding
Source: RefSeq, a predicted model, not a curated record
AUGGAGAAUCUCCCCACAGAACAAUGGGCACAAGUAGUCGAAGAAACCGGAAAACCCGUCGUGUACAAAAAAAUCCCCGUCCAAAAACCCGGACCGGAUGAAGUUCUCGUGCACAUAAAAUAUUCCGGAGUAUGCCACACUGAUCUCCACGCCGUGAAUGGCGAUUGGCCAUUAGAGAGGAAACUACCACUUGUAGGUGGUCACGAGGGAGCAGGAGUCGUUGUUGCUGUGGGAAGUCUUGUUGAAGAUGUGAAGAUUGGUGAUUAUGCCGGUGUUAAGUGGUUAAAUGGAAGUUGUCUCGCCUGCGAUUUUUGUCAACAGGCCGAUGAACCACUUUGUCCCAAAGCACUUCUCUCAGGCUACACAGUCGAUGGAACAUUCCAACAAUAUUGCAUAGCCAAAGCCGCUCACAUAGCUCGGAUCCCCAAGGAAUGCGAUCUCGAAGCCAUAGCGCCCGUUCUUUGCGCCGGAAUCACCGUGUACAAAGGAUUAAAAGAAUCCGGAGUUCGACCUGGCCAAACCGUUGCGAUUGUUGGUGCUGGAGGCGGAUUAGGUUCGCUUGCUUGUCAGUAUGCUAGAGCUAUGGGUUUGGAUAUUAUAGCUAUUGAUGGAGGGGCCGAGAAACAACAGAUGACUAAGGAGUUGGGUGCCCAGCAUUAUGUUGACUUUAUGUCGAGUAAGAAUUUGGUUGAAGAUGUGAAGGCGUGCACGAGUGAUGGACUUGGACCACAUGCUGUCAUUUUGGUUGCUGUUAAUGAGAAACCGUUCCAGCAAGCGGCCGAAUAUGUUCGACCACGUGGUACAGUCGUCGCUAUUGGUCUUCCAGCUGGUGCCUAUCUUCGCGCGCCAGUUUUCGAGUCGGUUAUUAAAAUGAUUACUAUUAAGGGAUCAUAUGUUGGUAACCGAAAGGACUCUGCUGAGGCAAUUGAGUUUUUCAGACGCGGUCUUAUCAAGUCUCCAUAUAAGACAUGUGGUUUGAGCGAGUUGCAGAAGGUUUAUGAUUUGAUGCAUGAGGAUACUGGCAGUGCAUUCAGUAAGGACCAUCCCACCACCAUGGACCCGGGUAAAAGAUGA